AAAGCAAUCAAACACAAACUUCUCACUAGCAAAUUAAAUCCCAGAGUUACAGAUCGCACUGCAACCCUCUUUUCUUUGUAGUAAUUGCUUUCCUCACAAAAAUGGCGGGUGGUGGUUUUAAACAUUUCAUUUUAGUGUUUCUUCUGUUUGCCACGGCAACCACAUUGGUGCAAGGCCAAGGCACCCGUGUUGGGUUCUAUUCACGCACAUGUCCUAGUGCUGAAUCCAUUGUUAGGUCAACUGUUCAAUCCCAUUUCCAGUCUAACCCUGCAAUUGCCCCAGGCUUGCUGAGGAUGCACUUCCAUGACUGCUUUGUCCAUGGCUGUGAUGCCUCUAUCCUCAUUGACGGCCCUAACACUGAGAAAACUGCCGGUCCAAAUCGUUUGAUAAGAGGCUAUGAAGUUAUUGAUGAUGCCAAGACACAACUCGAAGCAGCAUGCCCCAGGGUGGUCUCAUGUGCUGAUAUUCUUGCCCUUGCUGCCCGUGACUCCGUGGUUCUGACAAGUGGACGAAGCUGGCAGGUGCCUACUGGACGCAGAGAUGGGAGUGUUUCAUUGGCAUCUGAUACCUCUAAUUUGCCUGGUUUCAGGGAGUCCAUCGAUUCACAGAAACAAAAGUUUGCUGCUUUUGGUCUCAACACUCAGGACCUCGUUGCCCUGGUUGGAGGACACACCAUAGGAACUUCAGCUUGCCAGUUAUUCAGGUAUAGGCUAUACAACUUCACCGCCAAUGGUCCUGACCCCACAAUCGACUCUACUUUUGUCUCUCAACUACAAUCACUCUGCCCUGAAAACGGAGACGCCAGUAGGCGCGUUGAUCUUGACACUGGCAGCGGCAACAGAUUCGAUACAUCUUUCUUCACCAACCUGAGAAAUGGCCGUGGAAUACUAGAGUCUGAUCAGAAGUUGUGGACUGAUGCUUCAACAAGACCCAUCGUCCAACAAUUCUUGGGUGUGCGAGGGUUGCGAGCACUGAACUUUAACGUGGAAUUCGGGAGGUCGAUGGUGAAGAUGAGUAACAUUGGAGUGAAGACAGGAACUGAAGGCGAAAUUCGCAGAGUUUGUUCUGCUAUAAACUAAUUAAUAAUUCGGAGUCUAUGUUAAAGCAUGGAAGUAACUAUUUGUUCAUUAUGGGCGUAAGCUUAAAUAUGAAUAACAAUUCCCGCUCUGGUUGACCACAGAAGCAUUGAUGCAGACAGUCUAAGUUUGACUGUUUGAAUAAUUUGUAUUCUAUACAUGUAUGAUGUAUCUGAAUGGAAUAUAAUUUAUUUGAGUAA
Theobroma umbraticum is the source of this 1276-nucleotide messenger RNA. Its product is annotated as peroxidase N1-like. Gene Ontology annotation, biological process: hydrogen peroxide catabolic process; response to oxidative stress. Gene Ontology annotation, molecular function: peroxidase activity; heme binding. The record is from RefSeq and is a predicted model, not a curated record. NCBI's taxonomy places the organism in Eukaryota, Viridiplantae, Streptophyta, Magnoliopsida, Malvales, Malvaceae.